Messenger RNA from Sardina pilchardus (European sardine), 1242 nucleotides. RefSeq names its product protein JTB-like. Lineage: Eukaryota; Metazoa; Chordata; Actinopteri; Clupeiformes; Clupeidae. Bases 194 to 622 code for a protein of 142 amino acids. Gene Ontology annotation, biological process: mitotic cytokinesis. The record is from RefSeq and is a predicted model, not a curated record. The transcript is spliced from 6 exons. Gene Ontology annotation, cellular component: centrosome; midbody; membrane.
GUCAUUACACAGACAGCAGCCGCAGCCGUCCAUUAUAAAUGGCAAUGCUAUCCUUGGGUAGCCUUGUUGGCUAUGUAUGAAAUAAACCAUGACAAAACUGCCAGGUUCGUGCCUCUCACGGAGUAAAGAAAACUUAAUCUUACAGUGUAGAUAGUGUCAUUUUCUCUUUGGGUGUGGUGCGAGCACAAGAGAAAUGGGUGUUCCCAUUCCAGUGUGGACAAAUGUGGUCUGCAUAGCUCUCCUGGCUAUUGUGUCAAACAGACUAUUAAGUGCUGCUGUUCUAGAUCAACAAAACUAUACAGAACUGGUUCCUGAUGUCACUCCAUGCUGGCAGAUGGAGGAAUUUGAGGUCCUGGGGGAGUGCGCUCCGUGCAAUGCUGUUCAGUCUUGGCGGACUGCCUGUCGUCCCACUGGUUACACUGAAAAGGUCAUUUGUAAGAAGUCCAAUAGAGUUGACUUAAAAAGUUGUCACUCUGCUGUGAGGGAAGAGGGUCUCUUCUGGCGGUUUGAGGCAGUGAUGAUGAGCCUAACGGUUCUCUUCGUGCUGGUGGUUGUGAAGCGCCAGCGUGUGUUGGAUCGUAGAGCAUCAGAGAGGGUUUGGAAACAGAUUCAGUCCUCUUAAAGUCUUACAAGGGUAGAGAAAUACCUAAUGCUAACCCUUACUGAAGGUUUAUUUUGCAUGUGACAUUAUGAGACCAAAAGUUUUUUUUUUUUUCCAUCUCAGACUUAUUGAAUCAUGCAAAUAUGCUACUGACAAGUCUCAUGACCACAGAGUAAAAAACUCACUUGAAACCAGACAUUGAUUCUAUUCUGCACAGAAGGAAUCUAUCAAUCUGACAUAAAAUGUUUUUAUGAAGUAGUAUCCUUAACAUAAGAAUCAUUUUUGUAUUUAUAUUGACACACUGUUUGUACUGAGAGUUGCAAUACUGUAGAAGAGCUCUAUGUUGCUGCAGUUAAAGAAACUUAAAGAUAACCUUCCCUAUUGUGUCUUUGAAUGUUUAUAAAAAAAACGAAGUGUUAAAAAAGCAAAAGACUUUGGGUUUUGUUACUUUGUAGGUCUUUGUUUUUGUGUUGUCUAACAUAGUAUUUUCCUCUCAAAAUUAGGGUGACACUAGGUUCACAAAAGAAAUAUGACAUUAAAAGCAUGUAAGUAAUCUACUGACAGUGAAAUUACUUUGUUUGAGUAAGGCUAGCUGUGAAAUUGUGAAAAUACAAUCCUUGCUCUUUACAAUAAUAAAUCAU